AUGGAUGGGUUCAAUACCGAAGCGUUCACCUUGUUGGGGGUAGCCAUUACCGUAAUUGGCCUACGAACAACUGCAAGAUGGAUUAUGGUUGGCCUAAAAGGGUUCCAAGCUGAUGAUUAUCUAAUGCUGGUGGCAUGUGUGGUGUAUGGGCUAGAAACCGGCGCUGCGUACAUGGUCGGCGCGUGGUUCAUGGGCCUUGCCAAUAAUGCGAUGACAGACGAAGAGCGAAGAGAGUUGUCGCAUGAUUCGGAAGAAUAUCGCCUGCGUGUGGGCGGCUCUAAGGUCCAGGUGGCCGGCUGGUCACUAUACACUCUGUUAUUAUGGUUGCUGAAAACAUGCAUGGCCAUUUUCUACUCUCGAUUGACGUGGGUUUUGAUUCGAUUGCAUCUAUUCGGUCCUUUGUCACUGACGUAUAUCCUACUCUUUAGCGCAGGAUUAGUGAAUAUGCGAAUCCGAAUCCAUAUCGCCUACGUUCUCAUUGCCAUAACUUAUAUUGCAACGGUUUGUUCAAUUCUCUUCGGAUGUCAUCCAAUGGACAAAAAUUGGCAAAUAUAUCCAAACCCUGGAAAUUACUGCCAGCCCGCCGUGUCCAAGAUUGACAUCUAUGUGACCGUGGUACUCAAUGUCGCGACCGACCUCUAUUUGAUUAGUAUUCCAGCACCGAUGCUUGUUAAAGCCCGACUAAAAUGGCGGGAAAAGCUCGAGCUCUUGGUUCUUUUUAGCGGUGGCCUCUUUGUCAUGAUGGCUGGUAUUCUGCGUUGUGUUCUCAUCUUAACAGCUGGCGCAAAUGGGGCUCAACAAGCUGGCAGCUGGGCCUGCCGCGAGACUUUCGUCGCCGUCAUCAUCGGCAAUAUUCCCAUGAUAUACCCAUUGAUAAGACGAUUCACAAAACGUGCUGGUCUGUACAUCACAUCAAGGAAUGAGUCAGAGAGUUACCCUGGCUACCAUCUAUCAGAUGCCGAUACUGGCGGCGGGUAUUCCAAACGCAAGAAGUUCCGCCAUCCACUAUCGAUUCCCGGAGACACUCAAUGGAAUACAAUCAGCGACGAGCAAAUGAUCUUGCCUACCUCGCGACAGCAACCGCCUACAUGCACCGCAGGCGACGGCGACUGGGAGUCACAGAGCCAGAGUAGCCAGGGUGGAAUAAAGGUUGUUCAUGAAACAAUUGUUCAUAGGAGUGAGAAGUCCCAGCUAUAG
Molecule: messenger RNA, 1197 nt
Organism: Penicillium psychrosexuale
Lineage: Eukaryota; Fungi; Ascomycota; Eurotiomycetes; Eurotiales; Aspergillaceae
Exons: 5
Coding region: 1-1197 (398 amino acids)
Source: RefSeq, a predicted model, not a curated record